CCAGAUACUUGCUGUACAAAAAGGUAUGUCUAUCAUUUCUUGGGAUAAUGUAUGUCCUUAUAUACGUAACAAAAUAACCGUAGCUAGAUUGCCUAGGUAAUCUAAUUAUGUGGGAGCCCGAGUGCCGCCUGUCUAUAUGGGAAUCGUGCUACCCGCGGUCCUGUAUGGCCCCCUAUGUGGACAAUAGUCAUGACGGCCAGCACUCCCGUCGUUUUGCGCAAACCAAAGGCGAUGGGCGUCAGAAUCCUCCACGAUUAUUGAACGAUUUUCCGGCCGCUGAAAACGCACCGGGAGCUGGAUUAUGGCGGACAAUGCCCUCCAAUACCGAGGUGGUUUUAGCUGGCAAGAGUCCGGCACGCUCUUGCGUCUAUCCCUCCCAGGUGGACGCAGUCCUGCCAGUUGGCGGCAGCCCAUGAAGACAUGUCCCUUUAAAAAAAAGGCAGUCUAAUUGGUUUUAACCAACUUUCAAAGAAGGUUUCUUAAUUCGACAAUAUUAUUAUACCAUAUAAUACAAAUACACUUUAAUGAAGGUCUCGUCGUGUCCCAAUGAUGGAGCCGAAAGAUCCCCUGAGGGUUUACAGCAAUGACCUCGUAUUAUACCUCGUAAAUGGGUUGUGAUUCUCAUUAGUGAUCUGUUGCCUAUGAUAGCCAAGAGAACUUCUCAAUGGUUAACAAACCCAGCUACGUUUAGUUGAGUAUGGGAUUGAUUUGUAUUAAUAAAAACUAUAUAUUCAUACUAGCUACUCUCGCGCGGUUUCACCCGCUGCUCAGGUCCAUUUGAUCGUAGCGUGAUGUUUUAUACCCUAUAGCACCCAGGAACAUAGUAGCUAUCUAUCAGUGAAAGAAUUUUGGCAAUCCGACCAGCGGUUCCAAAGAUUACCCCCUACAUACAAAGAUACAAAUUGUACCCACUGGUAGGUUAAAAGUCGGCGCUGCAAGUCUAUAUUACAAUAUACUUAAGUUUGUCUUAAUGGUUACAGAAGUAAUCUGGGAUGAAUAUUUCAAUGAAUUUUUAUCGUUAUUAUGUUGGGAUAAAAGCCUAUAGGUACAAUUUAUUAUUGACCUAGUCUUAACUUGAUAAGUAUAAAGUUCAGAAACAUUUAGAGCUCAUAUUAUCUCUUCAUCUUAAUUAUUUUACAGGGCUUUGAUCAUUUAGACCCUU
Spodoptera exigua (beet armyworm) is the source of this 1162-nucleotide messenger RNA. The record is from the annotation of a GenBank genome assembly. Lineage: Eukaryota; Metazoa; Arthropoda; Insecta; Lepidoptera; Noctuidae.